This is a messenger RNA of Trichophyton benhamiae CBS 112371, 1350 nucleotides long. RefSeq lists its product as uncharacterized. Gene Ontology annotation, cellular component: mitochondrion. Gene Ontology annotation, biological process: L-valine catabolic process. Gene Ontology annotation, molecular function: 3-hydroxyisobutyryl-CoA hydrolase activity. Lineage: Eukaryota; Fungi; Ascomycota; Eurotiomycetes; Onygenales; Arthrodermataceae. The transcript is spliced from 2 exons. Bases 1 to 1350 code for a protein of 449 amino acids. The record is from RefSeq and is a predicted model, not a curated record.
AUGUCCUCAGCCGCUUCUCCUACCGGUGCGAAAGAGCUCCCUGGCGACGAUCCCGACGAUGUCCUCUUUUCAAAGCUCUACGGCGUCAGAUUGAUUGAGCUCAACCGACCAAAGAAACUGAACUCGCUCAAUGGUUCCAUGGAAUGGGAAAAAUCACAACUUGCCAACAUUGUGAUGAUCUCCGGCGCCGGAACGAAGGCAUUCUGUGCUGGCGGAGAUGUAGCCGAACUUGCAAAGCAGAAUACGGAGGGGGUUAGCGGCCAGCAAAAAUCCAGGGAAUUUUUCGGGCAGGAAUACCAGCUUGAUCACUAUAUUGCGACCUACAGCAAGCCCUAUGUUGCAAUCCUGGAUGGAAUCACAAUGGGCGGCGGAGUUGGGCUCAGUGUGCAUGCGCCGUUCAGAAUAGCUACUGAACGUACCAUGUUUGCCAUGCCUGAGACCACCAUCGGCUUUUUCCCGGAUGUUGGCGGCUCUUUCUUUCUCCCACGCCUCGAUGGAGAGAUUGGUACAUACCUGGCCCUUACAUCUGAGCGUCUAAGUGGUGUCCAGGCCUUCUACGCUGGUAUUGCAACCCAUUACCUUCCAUCCAGUGCGUUGGGAAACCUUACUACUCGACUCUCCGAGUUGGUAUUUAGCGAUACUGCAUCGUUACGCACCCGUCUUGACCUCAUCAACAAGACAAUCUCCGAAUAUACGGUUUAUCUCCCGCCCCUGAAAGAAGAGCCAAUGCUGCUCUCCGGCAGCCUCCGUAAGUCAAUAGAUCGAUGCUUUUCCGAGACAACUGUCGAGAAUAUCAUAUCUGCGCUGGAAAAGGAGACGGAGAACCCCGAGUGGGCACAGAAGACUCUCAAAACGCUGGCUCAACGCUCCCCUAUUGCCCUUAAGGUCACGCUCCGUCAACUUCGUGUGGGCAAGUCAUGGUCCAUCGCCGAAACAUUCCAGCGAGAGGACCAGAUUGCCGGACAUUUCAUGGCUCAUCCGGACUUUGUUGAGGGCGUCUCGGCCAGGCUUGUUAACAAACCGCCAACCAAACCAGUCUGGAAACACGGGUCACUUGCUGAAGUCACUGAUGCUGAGGUAGACGAGUUCUUCCGUAUCCCUGAAGGCGAGAACCGCCUACCAUUAUUGAACACCAGUACGGAUUACAUGGAAUACCCACAUGCCAAGUUUGCCCUUCCUACAGAAGGAGAUAUCAUGAAAUUUGUCAGAGACAAUGCUCCGGUUCGUGCGAGCCAAGUCAUCAAGGAGUUCAUGGUACGAACCGAUGCGAAACUUGGGGUAAAGGAAAAGGUCCACGAAGUCUUGAGCCGAAACACGAAAGAGACGGAAGAGGGCUUGGUUUUGAAUUAA